Cantharellus anzutake is the source of this 582-nucleotide messenger RNA. RefSeq lists its product as uncharacterized. The record is from RefSeq and is a predicted model, not a curated record. Lineage: Eukaryota; Fungi; Basidiomycota; Agaricomycetes; Cantharellales; Hydnaceae. Bases 1 to 582 code for a protein of 193 amino acids. The transcript has 2 exons.
AUGACUUUCCGGGAUGAACCCAUGAUCCAUGCAUCCUUAUGCCGGUGUGAUCAUCAUCUCCCAGAUGGCCAUACCCAUUUGAGUUCAGAUGAGACUAGUCUGGAAGAAGGAGUAUCGUCGGAGCCACAGACCCCUCGCCUCUGGGAUGUUCGCAUACAUCCCAUGCUCUGUACAACGCUUCAUGACGCCCAGCCAUUAUCGGCGAGGAUAGUAUCCGCCGGACGGAGUGGCCAUUCGCAUUCACGGCCUCACAGCGGCGUACCCCAGCCUAAUGACGAAGCUACCUUUCAAAGCUCCCCACUGACGCGUCCUCAUUCUUCGCUCCCAGAGACAUUACGACAUCCUACCCACUCCAAUCCAUCACCCUCCAUCCCCGUUUCAGACCGGGACAAGCUAGAAGUAACCUUCCUCGUCGCCAUGCCUAACAAAUUCAGAUCAAGCCAUUUCUCACCCGACUCGUCGAACCCUGUGUACCUGGAUUCGGAGGGGAAUGACGACGAUAGCCCAUCGUUCGCUCUAGGGACAGCAGAGGCCGUUUGGGACGGAAAGAAUGGGCACUUCGUCGAGUUAGAACAUUGUUGA